Messenger RNA from Mycena citricolor, 462 nucleotides. Lineage: Eukaryota; Fungi; Basidiomycota; Agaricomycetes; Agaricales; Mycenaceae. The record is from the annotation of a GenBank genome assembly.
AAAAAAGCGAUGGUGGGCACAAAACAACGCUACAAGCAACUGAAAAAGACCCUUACCUCAAGCAUGGAUGAGAUGCGAGCAAAUGUGCUCAAGUGUCUUGAUGAAGUUCCACUGGAACAGAUUUGCCGGUUCUCAAUUCGCUCGGCUCGCUACAUCCAUGCGUACACGGAGGGUUUGACCGGUAGUCAAGCCGCCUGGGCAAAUCACAGAUACCAUGGUCAUCGGACACUCCCACCGGACAUGAUGGCCGAGGCCAAGAAAGCAAUUCCGAGCCCGUAGUAUCUCAGAUAUAACAUAUCUAUCAAUCUAUGUACAUUACAGACUGAAAAAGUUUUCGUGUCCGCAAGUCGAAGAUUUGAGCACCGUGACAGUGACGUGACGGUGACAGUCACAUCAGCUUACUAAGGCAUGCUGGUUCCUAAUGCGGCACACCUUAGCUCUUGAGCGGUUGCUGGAUGGCGG